CAGACUGGGGCAAGCGAGUUACUAGAGACCCUGUCUACGCGCCCUCGGCUCCGCCGCCUGUUUCUCUCCUCGCCAUGGUUCGUCUGCCUCUGCAGUGUCUGCUCUGGGGCUGCUUGUUGACCACCGUCCACCCAGAACCACCCACUGUGUGCCAAGGAAACCAAUACCUAACAAGCAGUCGGUGCUGUAAUUUGUGCCCGCCAGGAGAGAAACUGGUGCAUGACUGCACGGAGAUCACUGGAACAGAAUGCUCUCCUUGCAAUGAAGGCGAAUUCCUAGACACUUGGAACAGAGAGAACCGUUGUCACCAGCACAAAUACUGCGACCCCAACCUAGGCCUCCGGGUCCAGAGGGAGGGCACCUCGAAAACAGACGCCACUUGCACAUGUCAUGAAGGCCAACACUGUUCCAGCGAUGCCUGUGAAAGCUGCACCCUGCACAGCUUGUGCCCCCCUGGUCUUGGGGUCAAGCAGCUCGCUACAGGGCUUUCUGAUACCAUCUGCGAGCCCUGUCCAGUCGGCUUCUUCUCCAAUGUAUCAUCUGCUUUUGAAAAGUGUCACUCCUGGACAAGCUGCGAGACGAAAGGCCUGGUGGAGCUACAGGCAGGGACUAACAAGACUGAUGCUGUUUGUGGUUUGCGGUAUCGGAUGAGAGCCCUGGUGGUGAUCCCUGUCACGAUGGGGAUCCUGUUUGCUGUUCUGUUGGUGUCUGCCUGUAUCAGUGAGUUCCCAGGAAAGGUGGCCAAGGAGACAGAAAAUAAGGCCCUCCACCCUAAGGUUCCUGAGGAGACGUUUUAUCUGGAGGAUUUUCCUGGACCCCACUCCAUUGCUCCGGUGCAGGAGACCUUACACGGGUGCCAGCCAGUCACCCAGGAGGAUGGCAAAGAGAGCCGCAUCUCGGUGCAGGAGAGACAGUGAGGCUGUGCGUGUCCAGGAGCGUGGCA
Ceratotherium simum simum (southern white rhinoceros) is the source of this 943-nucleotide messenger RNA. RefSeq names its product CD40 molecule (gene CD40). Lineage: Eukaryota; Metazoa; Chordata; Mammalia; Perissodactyla; Rhinocerotidae. Gene Ontology annotation, cellular component: external side of plasma membrane; CD40 receptor complex. Gene Ontology annotation, biological process: B cell activation; immune response-regulating cell surface receptor signaling pathway. Gene Ontology annotation, molecular function: protein binding; signaling receptor activity. The record is from RefSeq and is a predicted model, not a curated record.